CCUCAGUGCCUCACACACGGGACACCCCUGUAGCAGGAGCUGCCACCGAGAGCUCGAGUUCUCGUGACAUCUCCCCCUUGCUACGUACAGUUCGACAGCUCCAGCAAGAAACGGGGACAUGGCCUUCGCGGGAGACGCCGACGGUUUCGCCCUCGACUUCAUCCGCGAGCACCUGCUCGGCGGUGGUUGCGGCGGCGUCGCCGCCGUGGAUAGCCCAGUAGACUCCGACGACGUCGACGUCACCAUCCCCGUGCUGCCAGCUGAACCGGAGUUCGAGCCCACGUCGUUCUUACCGCUGGAGCAGGAGCAGCAUCAUGGGUACAUGGGCAUGGACCUGACCCACGAGUACAUGGGCUGCGGUGCGCCCGCGGUUGGCGAGGCGGCGGCGGCGUUCCCGGAGCAGGAGCCAGCGGCACCGGUGAUCAUAAAGUUUGGGAGCCAGAGCUCGUCCCCCGUCAGGCCGCCGCUCACCAUCGCCGUGCCCCCGACCUCAUAUGCGUGGGCGGCGACGGCGUCCGCCGCAGCGCCGGCAGUGGCCGAGGCAGUCGAGGACUACCGCAAGUACCGCGGCGUGCGGCAGCGACCCUGGGGCAAGUACGCGGCGGAGAUCCGCGACCCCAAGCGCCGGGGCUCGCGCGUGUGGCUCGGCACCUACGACACGCCCGUCGAGGCCGCGCGCGCCUACGACCGCGCCGCGUUCCGGAUGCGCGGCGCCAAGGCCAUCCUCAACUUCCCCAACGAGGUCGGCACCCGCGGCGCCGACCUCUGGGCCCCGCCGCCCGCUCCGGCGGCGAAGGCCGCUACCGCGGCGAACAAGAGGAAGCGGCAGCAGCCGGAGGACACCGACGACGUCGAGGUGGUCGCGGUGGUGAACAAGGCGGUGAAGGUCGAGGUGCCGUCGUCGUCGUCAACCCAAGUGUCCUCUUCCACCACCUCACCGUCGUCCAUGUCAACACGCGAGACCACCGCCUCAUCGACGGUGACGUCGCCAGAGACGACGGAGGCGGGUGCAGGUGCCGAGUGGCUUCCCGUGACGCCGUCGAGCGGGAGCUGGGAGCAGUACUGGGAGGCGUUGCUCGGCGGCCUGCCGCCGCUCUCGCCGCUGUCACCGAUCCCGACGUUGGGGUUUCCGCAGCUCCCCGUUAAUUGACUCGCCGUGUUUGCAUAGGCAAGGAUUUGGCCAAUUGGCCUAAUCCUUUUGGAUUGCUAAGGAAAUCAUUUCAUUUCCCUUCCAGUAUAACGGGAUCAGGACUAAACCUCAUCCGCCUAUAAACUAGCCAAAAUGCGAAUGAGCUGUGACGAGCAAACAAAUCUGAAGAAACCAUACAGGGAGGUACA
Setaria italica (foxtail millet) is the source of this 1338-nucleotide messenger RNA. RefSeq names its product ethylene-responsive transcription factor ERF105. Gene Ontology annotation, molecular function: DNA binding; DNA-binding transcription factor activity. The transcript has a single exon. Gene Ontology annotation, biological process: ethylene-activated signaling pathway; regulation of DNA-templated transcription. The coding region runs from base 119 to 1150 and encodes 343 amino acids. Lineage: Eukaryota; Viridiplantae; Streptophyta; Magnoliopsida; Poales; Poaceae. The record is from RefSeq and is a predicted model, not a curated record.